Molecule: messenger RNA, 1587 nt
Organism: Oppia nitens
Lineage: Eukaryota; Metazoa; Arthropoda; Arachnida; Sarcoptiformes; Oppiidae
Product: sphingomyelin phosphodiesterase-like
Exons: 7
Coding region: 1-1587 (528 amino acids)
Biological process (GO): sphingomyelin catabolic process
Molecular function (GO): sphingomyelin phosphodiesterase activity
Source: RefSeq, a predicted model, not a curated record
AUGAUUUCACAUCAUAUUUUCAAAGUCUUGGAUUUGGUUGACAUUCAAACAAUAUUAAAUGGCGCUCAAAAAGGUGUGUCCACAUCGGUUAGCUGUAAGGCCUGUACGACAUUAAUCGGUGUUAUAUUUAGCAAAUGGAUACCCAUAACAAUUAUUGCAAACAUUAUCACACAGAUAUGCACUUUGAUUUACGCUAAAUAUGUUUGUGAGGGUUAUCUUAAUCUUUUUAAGGCACCAUUAGAUGAGGUUCGGCAUAAAACUCGACUAACAGCCUCAGAAAUAUGUGCCAUAUUAUUGGGCAAUCAGUGUUUAGCUGGAGAAGCGUCAAACAAUGUAAUAUUACAUCUAACAGAUAUACAUCUCGAUACUGAUUAUGUGCCACUAACUGAUCCAAAUUGUGGUGCACCCUAUUGUUGUCGACAUAAUAAUAAUAAUAAAGUUGAAAACCAAAGUCAAGUUAAUGACAAAUAUGCCGGUCUCUGGGGAUCAUACCAUUGUGAUGGACCCAAAAAGUUAAUGGAUAAUCUGUUUGCUAGUAUAGACUGGCAGUCAAUCGAUUGGAUCUAUUGGACGGGAGAUGUGACGCCACACAACACAUGGGAAGACACCAGAGAUGGGACAAUAAGAAACUCACAAAUAAUCAUUGAUUAUUUGAAAAUGUUUACAAAUAAAACAGUUAUCAGUGUCUUUGGAAAUCAUAUAUCGGUUCCCGUCGGGACUUUUUCCCCUAAAAAAAUAACUGGAAAAUUGUCGACCACUUAUCUCUACGAAGAAAUGACAAAACAAUGGUCUCAAUGGUUGCCAACUGAAGCGUUGUCAACAUUUCUCAUUGGUGGUUACUAUACAAUGAUCAUUAAACCCGGAUUUAAGAUAAUUGUUUUAAACACUAAUUAUUGUUCCCGACUAAACAUAUGGACAUACUAUGAUCCCAUAGAUCCUGAUAAUCAACUAAAUUGGUUGUAUAAUGAGCUUGAAUUAGCCGAAACUGCCGGUCAAUUAGUCCACAUUGUGGGACACAUUCCUCCCGACAAUCGUGAGUGCACUCAGUCCUGGCUUUACAACUAUAUGGCAAUUGUCGAGAGAUUUAGCGAUACAAUUGUCGGUCAAUUCUUUGGUCACACACAUUACGAUGAGUUUCGGAUCUACUAUUCAAACAAUGACUGCAAUAAAGUUAUUGGAUUUGCUAUAUUGAGUCCAAGUGUUACAUCAUUUGAUGCUUUAUUAAAUCUUAAUCCGGCUUAUCGUAUAAUAAAGUGUUAUGAAAACGGUGUUAUACAAGACAUUGAUACUUAUGCUAUGGAUCUGAGACGUGCCAAUAGUGAACCCGAUCGGACACCCGACUGGCCAUUUGAGUACUCGAUGGCAAAUGACUACUCAAUGAGAUUUACAAAUCGUGACUUUGAUCGACACAUUGAAAAUAUAAAACGAGACAACUAUUAUCUGCAACUAUUUUACUCAAGAUAUACCCGAUUUUCAAUCAAUGAAAACCAGUAUUGCAAUACUGAUUGUAAAACUAAAAUAAUAUCCGAUAUUAUGACAUGUAAUGCUUUCACAAAUUAUCCAAAACCAAUUACAAGUGUCGGAUAA